AUGGAAAAACUAGAACUUGCUAUCGCCAAUGAACAAGCACGACAAGAAGCACGAAAAGCUGCUGGUAAAGCGAAACCAUUACCCGAGUUAGAUGAGGAAACGUCGGUUUCUACUUCUACAUCAAUCAAAGAUCAUCUUCAAUCAACACGCGCGACAUCAUCAACAUCACACAAAACAAUAUCAACACCUUCCACUUUAACAUCAUCCAAUAAUAUUACACCAGUACAAACUGAUUUCACGAAUCUUCUUGCUCCCACUAACAUCAAUUCCUUCACACACGUUAGCGAUGUUUACGCCGCUAUGCAAUCCAGAUACGAAUUCUGUCUUAAUAUAAGAGACGCUAAAUUCCUCGCACGUCAAGACGUUUUUCUGAAACGGUCUCCACCUACGAGUGAAGAUGAAACAUCCGACGACAAUAAACGCCCGAAAUCAAAGAUCAUCAGCGAUACCGACACUUCUUCCUCAGGGACAAUACCAUAG
Molecule: messenger RNA, 480 nt
Organism: Rhizophagus irregularis DAOM 181602=DAOM 197198
Lineage: Eukaryota; Fungi; Glomeromycota; Glomeromycetes; Glomerales; Glomeraceae
Source: RefSeq, a predicted model, not a curated record